Messenger RNA from Gavialis gangeticus (Gharial), 2523 nucleotides. It is a transcript of the gene SLC9B2, whose product is annotated as solute carrier family 9 member B2. Bases 811 to 2436 code for a protein of 541 amino acids. The transcript is spliced from 12 exons. The record is from RefSeq and is a predicted model, not a curated record. Gene Ontology annotation, biological process: proton transmembrane transport. Gene Ontology annotation, cellular component: membrane. Lineage: Eukaryota; Metazoa; Chordata; Crocodylia; Gavialidae. Gene Ontology annotation, molecular function: antiporter activity.
AGUGGCACACGUAGGUGGAAAUUCAGCCAAAGUAAUGUAAUUGCUAGGCUACGCUAUUCGCGCCCAAAGAGCUAAAGUAGAGUUGACAAGAGUGCCUGAGUUUGCUGUGUGAGAGGAGAAUGAGAGCAACAUGAACCACAGACUUGGCCUUGAGUACAUAUGCAACCCCCAGAGAACUAGAUAUGUGAAACUAGGGUAAAUGCAUCUGGGAGCCCAAUUCUGCUCUCGAAGCAAUGACAAAUCUCUAAUUUCAGGGGUAAUGCAAUUAAGAGUUAAAUAGAGACUUUAACAUAUAGCAUCUGGCUGGGAAAUGGGUGUGAAAGAGGAAUCGGAGUUCUUGAAUGCUCUGUACUGUCCCUCUGCCAUAUUUGAACUUUGGCGGGGAUAAGAAAGGAGAGUUCUGGAUCAUCGCAGUCUUAUCCUUACCUAAAAACAUAAUAUGUACCUGGAUUUAACUUCCUUGCAGGGCACCCUUCCUUCAGAGCAGUCUUUUGAAGCAGUGUAUUCAGCCCCCUGGAAAGGAGGAGUUUUGGGUAGCUAGUGUGACUCCUCCCUAAUGACUAAAGCCAGGCUGUGACUCAGUGUCUGUAAGGAACUGUGGACAUUGAGCAUUGAGGUGAGGUGGUCAUAUUUGCUGGACUUGGUCAGUUUUAGAUAGAAGCUUCCCUCCUGCUUCCUUAGGUUCAGAAGUGGAAAAAGUAUCAAGACACUGGAACAGACUGAAAGAAAAGACGGGACUGUUUUGAACACUUCUGCUGAAAGCACUGGGAGAAUUCUCUCACGCUCAUUAGAGCUCACCAGGAUCUCAGGAUGGUGAAGGAGGAGGAUAUUGUAGAUGAGAAUGAAGAUCCAGAGCCAGCUAUUGAUGUGGUCAAUGGUAUUAUUCCUGUGUAUCAGAAAACUCAGGAAGCUGCCACCGUGGACUCCAAAGGCACAGAUGGAAAUAUACAAACAGAAGCAACUGCUCUACUAAAUAACCGUGUACAGCAACCUGAGACAGAGUCCAAGCAUUCAAGGAAACUGAGGCAAAGAUGUGUUUGUCCUCCUCAAGGCUUGCUUGCCCGAAUAGUGACAAAUGUUGCAGCAGUGGCUCUAGUUUGGGCUGUGGCCUGGGCUGUUACAGGGAAGGAGUGUCUGCCAGGUGGAAACUUAUUCGCAGUUUUGCUACUCUAUUUUUUUGCUGUCACUGGAGGUAAAAUAUUUGGGCUUAUUAAAAUACCUACACUGCCACCUCUACCUCCUCUUCUUGGAAUGUUACUUGCUGGUUUUCUCAUCCGCAACACCCCUGUCAUCAGUGACAUAGUCCAGAUAAAGACAAACUGGUCGGCAGUACUGAGAAAUAUUGCCCUUUCCAUUAUCUUGAUCCGAGCAGGGCUUGGCCUUGAUGCAAAGGCACUUAUGAAAUUAAAGGCAGUCUGUCUAAGGCUUUCUUUUGGGCCCUGCAUCUCAGAGACUUGUGCUGCUGCUAUUCUCUCCCAUUUCCUGUUGGGUUUGCCAUGGCAAUGGGGAUUUAUAUUAGGUUUUGUUCUAGGUGCUGUCUCUCCAGCUGUUGUGGUCCCCUCUAUGCUGAUUUUGCAGGCAGGAGGAUAUGGUGUUGAAAAGGGAAUCCCUACCUUGCUAAUGGCUUCUGGAAGCAUUGAUGACAUCUUGGCGAUCACAGGUUUCAAUACCUGUUUAGGCAUGGCUUUCUCUACAGGUUCCACGCUUUACAGUGUCCUCCGAGGGGUGCUAGAGGUUGCAGUUGGAGUAGCAGCUGGUGGGCUUUUAGGAAUUUUUAUUCGAUAUUUUCCAAGCAGUGAUCAGACAUCUCUUUCAUGGAAGAGAGGAUACUUCAUAUUGGGUCUGUCCAUGUUUGCUGUUUUUGGCAGUAUACACUUCGGUUUCCCUGGAUCAGGUGGCCUCUGCACCUUGGUCAUGGCCUUUGUUGCAGGUCUGGGAUGGUCCAAUGAAAAGAAAGCAGUAGAAAAAAUUAUUGCAGUUGGCUGGGACAUCUUUCAACCCUUUCUUUUUGGUUUAAUUGGAGCAGAAAUAUCUGUUAUGUCUCUCAGACCUGAAACUGUUGGGCUCUGUAUUGCUACACUGGGUGUUGCGUUAGUUGUACGAGUCAUGGCUACGUUUCUGAUGGUAUCUUUUGCUGGAUUUAACUUCAAGGAGAAAAUAUUUGUUUCGUUGGCAUGGAUCCCCAAAGCCACUGUCCAGGCUGCAAUAGGUUCUCUUGCUCUAGAUACUGCAAGGGCACAGCAGGAUGAACAGCUGGAAAAAUAUGGCAUGGAUGUGCUGACAAUAGCAUUCCUCGCAAUCCUGAUCACAGCUCCCACUGGAGCCCUAGGUAUUGGCCUGGCGGGGCCCAAACUUCUGCAGAAGGCUCAAACAAAGAGUGGGGAAGAGGAGGACGAUGAUGCAGGAAAGGAAGACAUAGAAGCUCCUGGGCCAUAGUAGGAAUGUAUGGAAUGGUAUGGUAUAGUGGUCUCACAAGGGCUGCUGCUGCUGCUCUUUAGGAAAAGCAGCAUUUGUAUAAUUUGU